AUGUGUAUAAACACAUGUCUCGCAUAUACCGGACCCUACUCUGAACUGGACAUCUGUCCGAAGUGUGGAGAACCUAGAUAUGAUCAGAACAAAUUCCAGGCAAGGCUGCAAAUCCAGGCAUUAUGGAGAGAUGAAAAAAGUGCUACUAGCAUGAAGUACCGAGGGAUCCACACGCAGCAAAUUAUAGAAAAACUUGCGCAAAAUAAUGGGGAAAUGCCAUACUACAAUGAUUUAUUCACUGGCACAGACAAUCUUCAAGCAGUAGCCGAUGGAAAAAUACAAAACAAAGACACAGUACUCAUGCUAUCUCUUGACGGUGCUCAGCUAUACAAAAGCAAACUUUUUAACUGUUGUAUCUAUAUAUGGGUCAUUUUGAACCAUUCCCCAGAUCUACGCUAUGAGAAGAAAUAUGUGCUACCAGGUGCAUUCAUACCUGGUCCCAAGAAGCCAAAGAUUGUUGACUUGUUUUUAUUUCCAGGUAUGCAUCACUUUGCAGUCCUCCAGAAAGAUGGACUUGAUGUGUGGGACACCAUACACCAUUUGUUACUCUUAAUGGACCAUGGAAAGAACUAUAAGGAACCUUGGUCAAGAAAUAUUCAGCCAUCUGAUCCAUACACUAACCUGUCCCAGCGUGGUCUUUGA
Serpula lacrymans var. lacrymans S7.9 is the source of this 642-nucleotide messenger RNA. RefSeq lists its product as uncharacterized. The transcript has 3 exons. Lineage: Eukaryota; Fungi; Basidiomycota; Agaricomycetes; Boletales; Serpulaceae. The coding region runs from base 1 to 642 and encodes 213 amino acids. The record is from RefSeq and is a predicted model, not a curated record.